Messenger RNA from Octopus bimaculoides (California two-spot octopus), 669 nucleotides. RefSeq lists its product as uncharacterized. NCBI's taxonomy places the organism in Eukaryota, Metazoa, Mollusca, Cephalopoda, Octopoda, Octopodidae. The record is from RefSeq and is a predicted model, not a curated record.
AUGGAUGCGAUGUUAAGUGAUUGUGACUUCGCCAUCGUAUACCUUGAUGACAUUUUGAUAAAGAAAAUAUUCAAGAGAAUAAGUGAAUAUGAGCUAAAACUGGCAGAAGGAAAAUGCAAAUUUUUGAUGGAAAAAAUAAAAUGCCUAGGUCAAGUAAUUGAUGAAAGUGAACACAGACUGGAACCAUCAAGAGCAAUAACAGUACAAAAUAUGCUGUCCCCAAUGAACGUGACAAGGCUACAAGCAUUCCUAGGCUUGGUAAAUUUAUUACCAAGUGUAUAUCCCAAAUGGGUUUGGACAGAGAAAUGUCAGAAAGCAUUUGAGUUAAAAGAUGUAUUAACUUCAGACUUGUAUCUUAUGCAUUUUGACCCAAAAACACAGUUUAUAUCCUGUGAGAUGUUUAUGUUAGAACAUAAAAUUAUAGCACCGUAUCACCCUAGAUCGAAUGGAAAGACUGAAUGGUUUGUGGACCCCUUUAACAAAGCUUUAAAGAAAGCUAAUAAGGAAGCUAUGGACAAGGUUGCGAUCCAACAAUUCUUAAGGCUAUACAGGGUAACUUUGAACCCAAAUGUAUCAGAAGGAAGCCCUCCAACAGAAUUAAUGUUUGCCAGAAAGGUGAAAUCAGUAUUUGAUAAAUUGUUACCAGUGAAGAGAAAAAAUACGUGCUAG